CAAGACUGCACGAUUAUACAUGGCUAUGUCUAUGAUAGCAUUUUGUUCGCUUCCUGGAUUUCUUGGAAAAUAUUAACAUAGCGAAGAAUUGUCACGUGAUCGGUAUAUGAGAUCAAAGAAUCAUGACAUUUAUUUUUUUUUCUCCAUAUACUUAAACUUUAGAAAUAAUUUUGAUAAAGAAAAGAUGUUGAACAAUUGUAUUAGUCUUAUCUAUUAUUUGGACAUAUAAUAUAAAAAAGAUUUAUUUGUUCAUAUUUGUUAAUAUCUUUAAAAUAUUUAUUUCGUAACUGUAUUAUUUAAAUUAAAAAAAUAACGCGAAUAUAGGUAUUCGAAUAUAAGCGAGAAUUGUUAAAAUAUGAUGGAUCAAUUAAAAAUGGUUGUUUUAGGCUGUGUUUGUAAAUUCACUGUCAAUACUGAAAAUCUAUAGUACACGUGACGUAAAUUAUACAUUUUCGGUGGCAGUAAAUUUACGGAUACAAUCUAUAUUGUGCUGAAAAUGCUUUAACCUUUUAGUUUUGUUGGUCAUAAGUUGGGUGUAAGUUUGUCACUUCUGUGCUGUCGAAUGUUAAUGUAAACACAUAGUGGAGUCGUAGAGAAACUUGUGAAGAAAAAAAAGAGCAUUAACGUGACAGUACAUUUAAGAUUGUUUCUAUGUGUUAAAAGUAAUUAACGCUAUGUUAAAAUGGAAUUGGGACAGGAAAUUAUCGGUGGCUUAACAAGCAUCCAAAAUAGCAAUAUUUUACCUGAAGAAACAUUUUUACAAUUAUUAGAUGGUGUAAUGUCAUAUAUUUCUAAGAAUAUUAACAAUGGAAAAAGUAUUUUUACUACUGUAUAUCCAUCCAAGUCAGAGCUGAUAAAGAUUGCUAUUGCUAAUAUAUCUUGCCUCUUUAUAGAGGCUGCUCGGUAUGAUUAUGAUGAAGAAAGUUUAAAACAUUUCCUACAUAAUGAACAUAUUAAUGGACAAAGAAUUGAAAAGCUAUGUAAUACAUAUAUAAAUAAUAAACAAGAUAUUCAGACUCAAUUGGAAUUAAUAGGAGAUAGCUUUCCACAUAUAGUAGAUAUAGAUUGGCGUUUACAUCAUUGUGUAAAAAUUAGCACUUGUCGAUCUGACAACAUACCAAUUUAUAAUAUUCAAAUGACUACAAGAAAAUAUAAUCAAGUAAAACAUGUAACAUUUACAUGUACUAUACAACAACUACAAGAAUUAGUAUACAAAUUGAAGGAUAUUGUAAGACAUAUUGAAAAAAUAUCUAAUAUAUAAAUAUUUAAUGAGUAUAUCAUGUAAUUUAGAAUUACAUUUUUCUUAUUUGAUGAUGAUUUGUAAGCGGAAGAUAAUAUUCUAUAUGAAUAAUACACAAUUUUAUAUAGGUGCAAUCAUUUAUAUUUUCGCAUUAUCAGUGAAGAGAAUAUCUUGUUGUAAUCCGUAUAGAAUCAUUAUUAUAUUAUUUUUAUAUGUUUAUGUACUUGUAUAUGCAUAUACAUACACAUAUAUAAAGUUGAUUCAAAAUACAAUGUAUUUUCUAUUCUGUAGCCCAGUAUCUAAAAAUUUAUUUUUGUUAGACGAGAAAAUACAAGUUAUGGUUAUAUAUCUUUUUAAUUAAAUAUAGAAUUAUAUUAAUAAUUCUUUUUCUAUAUUACUAUGCAAUACGUAUUUUCUAAUCAUAAUACAUUAUAUACAAAUAAAAUUUAGUAUAUUUUUG
Molecule: messenger RNA, 1700 nt
Organism: Pogonomyrmex barbatus (red harvester ant)
Lineage: Eukaryota; Metazoa; Arthropoda; Insecta; Hymenoptera; Formicidae
Product: COMM domain-containing protein 3
Biological process (GO): sodium ion transport
Source: RefSeq, a predicted model, not a curated record